This is a messenger RNA of Cylas formicarius (sweet potato weevil), 2289 nucleotides long. Its product is annotated as zinc finger protein 62 homolog. NCBI's taxonomy places the organism in Eukaryota, Metazoa, Arthropoda, Insecta, Coleoptera, Brentidae. Bases 187 to 2166 code for a protein of 659 amino acids. The record is from RefSeq and is a predicted model, not a curated record. The transcript is spliced from 5 exons.
UGCGUAAUUGCAUUUUUCCGCACCGUUCUAAAAACAUUUGGUAACCAGGUUCCUAGGUAACGCAGACUGUUAUUUUCAAAUGUUUUUGUGCGGACAAAACUAAAAGUUAUCUAAAAAAUCAGCUUUACUUCAAAGCACAGCUAUUACGAUAGAAAACUGCGCGUGCAAAUAUCUAGUGGUUUAAGAAUGAGCGAUGUGGUGAUUCUCGUUUACAGAAUAGUAGCAGAUGCUAUCGUUUCGGUAGUAAAAAACGAAUUUAGACCGCAUAAUGGGAACAAACCAGUUAGGACGACCAUCGCUUUAACAAAUAAAAGAUUUGAUUCGAGUACAUAUGUUAUAAAUGGUUUAAAUUUGAGCACGCCCUAUUUUAAUUCUGAUGCAUCCGUCGUGAUCGAAGAAUUAAAAGAAAGCUCGAAGGAAGUCGACACGGAGGGGCACCUGAAUUUUCCUUCCUUGAUAAGAUGUCAAAAUUGUGAAACUAAUUUUCCGACGAAGUACCAAUACCAACGACAUCAGUGCCAGUUCAAUAUCGAGAAAACGGUUGUGAGAGAGUCCGCAGAUCGCGAAGGCUGCGAAAGCGUCAACAAUAAGCACGAUUGCGGUAUUUGCGGCAAAAGAUUCGUGACCAAGAGUAAUUUAGAACGCCACGUGGCCGCGCACGAAAACAUGACAUUGAAUUCGUGCGAGCAUUGCAAAAAGAGUUUUAUCAGUGAGAAUCGUUUGCGCAUACACCAAGAGAACCACUGCAAGAAAGGCGGCGACAUUUCCAAAUUUUACAGAAGCGACGUGACUGUUUGGAAAUGCACGAAAUGCCACGAGGUAUUUUCUUCGUUGGAGAUCGGAACUUACCACAGUUCCGCAUGUUCCGAGACAGUUUGCUUCGGACAAGAGUAUAAUGUCCAAUCGGGAAACAAGCACGUGGAAAAAAUACUGACGGAAAUACUGUUGCAGUGCGAAUUCUGUAACCGUACGUACUCGGACAAGAAUCUGCUUCUGAUGCACCAGAGGACACAUACGACCCAGAAGAACUACGAGUGCGUGAAUUGCUCCCGAAUAUUUGAUUCGUACGUGAGCGCGUCUACGCACUGGUUGAAAAAGUGCUCCGAAUUCGCUAAUUUGUUCUACCUACCGAAACUAACAUUUUGCGAAUACUGCAACAGAACGUUUAAGUCGCACGAAAUUCUCUACAGCCACAAGAUAAAGAAGAAGCACUAUACGCCCAAGUUGCAUUUGUCGGUGAAUAAUGGCUGCCAAAAUAAAGAAAAUAUUAAUUCAGCUAACAAGUGUGUUGACAAUAAGGAAAUCGUGAUUAAGCUAUUAGAAGACGUACUGAAAGAGUUGGAAAUUCCUACCGAAGUUGCCGACAAUAAUGGAGGAAAAAUUGAUAAUCUUACGAAAAUGCCUUUGGUAGAGGUGAAGCUAGAACCGACAAGCGAGACCAAUAGCGGUAAUACAACAUCCGAAAUACACGAAAGCAAAAAAGGCGAUCGUAAGCGGAAGAACCAGAGGAAUUUAGGAAAAUCGAACAAAAAAUUUUCAGCUGCCGUCGACGAGGGAUUCAAAUUUCAAUGCGAAAAGUGCAUCAAGGUAUUCAGUCGCGUUGCGGAUUUGGAAAAGCAUCGGAGCAACGAACACGCCGCUAAUUUCACUUGUGAAGAGUGUGGACAGACUUUGACCUCAAUGAAGGCGUUGCUGGUUCACAGUCGGGCUCACAAGAGUCUGAAGCCGUAUGUUUGCGACACAUGUGGCAGGAGUUACUCCCAAACGUCCCAUUUAUGGCAGCACAUGCGCUUCCAUCAAGGAAUAAAACCGUUUGCCUGCCCUCACGAAGGAUGCGAGGCUAGAUAUACCAUCCGACCGGACCUCAAAGACCACAUAAGAAAAGUACACACUAGGGAGCGACCUUUUAAAUGUAACGUUUGCAACAAGUGUUUCCUUACCGGCUCUGUCUACUACCAACAUCGACUGAUCCAUACCAAUGAUCGAAGAUACGGUUGCGACAUUUGCAAAAAGAGGUUUUUUAGAGCGGACGCUUUGAAUAACCAUAGAAGGAUCCACACGGAUGAGAGGCCGUAUCCUUGUAACGUGUGCGGCAGGGAAUUUAGACAGAAGGGUGAUAGAAAUAAGCACGCACGCACCCAACAUUUUAAAGUUAUGCAUCGUUAAUUGACUAUUUUAAUUGGUUUAUUGUUCAUUGUUUUCUGUGCUGGUUGUUAUGUAAUUUUAUAGUUUCAAGAGUAAUUUCUAAAGUGUAUUCCUUGGUAACUAAUAAAGAGUUAUGGAGCUGUU